This is a messenger RNA of Mus caroli (Ryukyu mouse), 180 nucleotides long. RefSeq names its product keratin-associated protein 19-7-like. The record is from RefSeq and is a predicted model, not a curated record. Lineage: Eukaryota; Metazoa; Chordata; Mammalia; Rodentia; Muridae.
AUGUGCUACUACGGAGGAUACUAUGGAGGCCUGGGCUGUGGCUAUGGUGGCCUUGGCUAUGGCUAUGGCUGUGGCUAUGGCUGUGGCUAUGGCUGUGGCUAUGGUGGCUAUGGUGGCUAUGGUUAUGGCUGCUGCCGUCCACUGUGCUGUGGAAGAUACUGGUCUUAUGGAUUCUACUGA